Messenger RNA from Coregonus sp. 'balchen', 15213 nucleotides. The record is from the annotation of a GenBank genome assembly. Lineage: Eukaryota; Metazoa; Chordata; Actinopteri; Salmoniformes; Salmonidae.
UGUGUGUGUCUGCAGAGAAGGAGAUGCCUCUGCCCGUGCAGGUCUUUAACUUUCAGGUAAACUUGUGUUUUGAAAACUUGUUUUCAACAGUUUAUAUAACUGGGAACACGUUUGAAUGACUAUAUUUUAUGGUUUGCCUUGUUUUGAUUGAAUUUAUCUAUUUGGUCCUCUGAUAAAGUGUUUUCAACUAGCGUUAGCUAACAUGCUAAUCUUGCUAGCUAACGUUAGCUAAGAAGCUAGGCUAGGGCCUUAAUCAAACAUCAAGUUAGUCCUAACUUUAGCGUUAGGGCGGAUUGAACUAGGUUUUUUAUUUAUUAUAGAUUAUACAUCUUCAGUUUGUUUGAUAGAUAUAGCUAACUAGUUAGGUAAAUUGUGAAGGGGAGUCGGCGGAUUAAAAAAAUAACAGGUGUAAUUUAGCUCAGUUAGUUAUAGAAAAUGUAAACCGACAGUUUGAGUCGUUACUGUAGUUUGCUAACUUUUUAAAACCUGACUGCCGUUAGUAAUUCCUUACCAGCAUAGCUACAUCUGUGUCAAACAGCGUAGCCACCUAAAAUGCAAGCUAUUUAGCUAGCUAAAUAAAAAUGUAGCUAGCUAGAGAAGACGGCCAUGGAAACAAUUCAUAAAUUGUCUGUUAUGAUCAGCUAGCUAACGUUAGCUAGCUAGGUAAACAAUAUCCACCGGAUUGGCAGAAGUUACUAUCACCCUGAAACCUGUCACCAACCGCUUCAGUUCAGUUUAGGUACUGUUCAUUUAGAGACAACACAUUAAUUGGCAUCCCUUUUAUGCAAGAAGCAGGACUUCCAAUUUUCUUAAACGCCUCAGACCUUGCUUCUUCCACCCAUUCACGUGACCCACCUUGUUGAUACAGCACCCAAAGUAUGUGGACACCCCUUCAAAUUAGUGGAUUCGGCUAUUUCAGCCACGCUGUUGCUGACAGGUGUAUAAAAUUGAGCACACAGCCAUGCAAUCUCUAUAGACAAACAUUGGCAGUGGAAUGGCCCGUACUGAAGAGCUUAGUGACUUUCAACGUGGCACCGUCAUAGGAUGCCACCUUUCCAACAAGUCAUUUCGUCAAAUUUCUGCCCUGCUAGAGCUGCCCCGGUCAACUGUAAGUGCUGUUAUUGUGAAGUGGAAACGUCUAGGAGCAACAACGGCUCAGCCACGAAGUGGUAGGCCACACAAGUUCACAGAACAGGACCACUGAUUUCUGAAGCACGUAGUGUGUAAAAAUUGUCUGUCCUCUGUUGCAACACUCACUACCGAGUUCCAAACUGCCUCUGGAAGCAACGUCAGCACAAGAACUGUUAGUCGGGAGCUUCAUGAAAUGGGUUUCCAUGGCGGCGCAGCCGCACACCAAGAUCAUCAUGCGCAAUGCCAAGCGUCGGCUGGAGUGGUGUAAAGCUCACCGCCAUUGGAAUCUGGAACAGUGGAAACGUGUUCUCUGGAGUGAUGAAUCACGCUUCACCUUCUGGCAGUCCGGCGGACAAAUCUAGGCUUGGCGGAUGCCAGGAGAACGCUACCUGCCCCAAUGCAUAGUGCCAACUGUAAAGUUUGGUGGAGGAGGAAUAAUGGUCUGGGGCUGUUUUUCAUGGUUUGGGCUAGGCCCCUUAGUUCCAGUGAAGGGAAAUCUUAACGCUACAGCAUACAAUGACAUUCUAAAAAAAAAUAUGAAAAAUGUAUGCACUCACUAACUGUAAGUCGCUCUAGAUAAGAGCGUCUGCUAAAUGACUAAAAUGUUUAAAAAAUGUAAACGAUUCUGUGCUUUCAACUUUGUGGCAACAGUUUGGGGAAGGCCUUUCCUGUUUCAGCAUGACAAUGCUCCCGUGCACAAAGCGAGGUCCAUACAGAAAUGGUUUGUCGAGAUCGGUGUGGAAGAACCCCAUCAAAUUCCUUUGGGAUGAAUUGGAUCGCCGACCACGAGCCAGGCCUAAUCGCCCAACAUCAGUGCCCGACCUCACUAAUGCUCUUGUGGCUGAAUGGAAGCGGGGCCCUGUAGCAAUGUUCCAACAUCUACAUUUACAUUUUUACAUUUAAGUCAUUUAGCAGACUUACAAAUUGGUGCAUUCAACUUAGGAUAGCCAGUGGGACAACCACCACUGGGGGAGGGGGGGUGUAGAAGGAUUACUGUUAGACUAUUACAGGUAUUCCUUAAAGAGGUAGGGUUUCAAGUGUCUCCGGAAGGUGGUCAGUGACUCCGCUGUCGUGGGGAGCUUGUUCCACCAUUGGGGUGCCAGAGCAGCGAAUAGCUUUGACUGGGCUGAGCGGGAACUGUGCUUCCGUAGAGGUAGGGGGGCUAGCAGGCCAGAGGUGGAUGAACGUAGUGCCCUCGUUUGGGUGUAGGGUCUGAUCAGAGCCUGAAGGUAAGGAGGUGCCGUUCCCCUUACAGCUCCGUAGGCAAGCACCCUGGUUUUGUAGUAGAUGCGAGCUUCAACAGGAAGCCAGUGGAGUGUGCGUAGGAGCGGGGUGACAUGAGAGAACUUGGGAAGGUUGAACACGAUAAGUUGUAGGGGUUUAAUGGCACAGGCAGGGAGCCCAGCGAACAGCGAGUUGCAGUAAUCCAGACGGGAGAUGACAAGUGCCUGGAUUAGGACCUGUGCCGCUUUCUGUGUAAGGUAGGGUCGUACUCUGCGAAUGUUGUAGAGCAUGAACCUGCAGGAUCGGGUCACCGCUUUGAUGUUAGCGGAGAACGACAGGGUGUUGUCCAGGGUCACGCCAAGGUUCUUUGCACUCUGGGAGGAGGACACAAUGGAGUUGUCAACCGUGAUGGCGAGAUCAUGGAGCGGGCAGUCCUUCCCCGGGAGGAAGAGCAGCUCCGUCUUGCCGAGGUUCAGCUUGAGGUGGUGAUCCGACAUCCACACUGAUAUGUCUGCCAGACAUGCAGAGAUGCGAUUCGCCACUUGGUUAUCAGAAGGGGGAAAGGAGAAAAUUAAUUGUGUGUCGUCUGCGUAGCAAUGAUAGGAGAGACCAUGUGAGGAUAUGACAGAGCCAAGUGACUUGGUGUAUAUAGAGAAUAGGAGAGGGCCUAGAACUGAGCCCUGGGGUACACCAGUGGUGAGAGCACGUGGUGCGGAGACAGAUUCUCGCCACUCCACCUGGUAGGAGCGACCUGUCAGGUAGGACGCAAUCCAAGAGUGAGCAGCGCCGGAGAUGCCCAACUCGGAGAGGGUGGAGAGGAGGAUCUGAUGGUUCACAGUAUCAAAGGCAGCAGGUGGGUCUAGAAGGAUAAGAGCAGAGGAGAGAGAGUUAGCUUUAGCAGUGCGGAGAGCCUCCGUGACACAGAGAAGAGCAGUCUCAGUUGAAUGACCAGUCUAGUGGAAAGUCUUCCCAGAAGAGUGGAGGCUGUUAUAGCAGCAAAGGGGGGACCAACUCUAUGUUAAUGCCCAUGAUUUUGGAAUGAGCUGUUCGACGAGCAGGUGUCCACAUACUUUUGGUCAUGUAGUUUAUUAAACUGCCCCAAAGUACAUCCAGCUUAUGUGGUCAGAGGUCUGGCUAACUAACUAACAUCACUUAUCAUGCAGAGUGCUUUAAGUCAUCAAGGACAGAAAUCACUCCUCUUCAUCACUCCUUCCCCCCCCCCCCCCCCCCCCCCCCGCCUCCCUCCUCCAGGUCAGCUCAGUGUCAGAGCUGGAGGUUGCCGUAGGGGCAGAACAAGCACAGGCUCAGGACAGCGAAAGAGACAGGGAGAAGAGUAGGGCCUCUAGCUCAGCCUCAGAGCCUCCCUGUCCCUCCCAUAGCAGCAGACCCAAUCUGCUCUUACCGUUCACUGCAGGGGACUACGUUCUCAGCUCCAGCCUCUCAGCAUGCUCCCUGCUCCCUGAGGUAGGGACCACCAGUGCAAGACAGAGCAAAGCUCUGCUAUGUGGAAUUGUUUUAAGGUCGUACCAAGGAUCAUUUUGCUAUUUGAUUUAGAAUUUCAAGACCCCUUGAAGUAUUCCCCCCCAAAAAAUAUGACUAAAAAUAUUUUUGGCCUUACUGCUAUUAGACCAUACAAACACAUUGAAUAACAGAUUCACUAUGGAUAGUCCCCCCAAAAAAUCUAAAGGAAGUUUGUUCUGAAGUUUCUGUCCUAUAUCUGAGAGAUGUACAGUUGAAGUCGGAAGUUUACAUACACCUUAGCCAAAUACAAUUAAACUCAGUUUUUCACAAUUCCUGACAUUUAAUCCUAGUUGAAAUUCCCUGUCUUAGGUCAGUUAGGAUCACCACUUUAUUUUAAGAAUGUGAAAUGUCAGAAUGAUUUUAGAGAGAAUGAUUUAUUUAAGCUUUUAUUUAUUUCAUCACAUUCCCAGUGGGUCAGAAGUUUACAUACACUCAAUUAGUAUUUGGUAGCAUUGCCUUUAAAUUGUUUAACUUGGGUCAAACGUUUCGGGUAGCCUUCCACAAGCUUCCCACAAUAAGUUGGGUGAAUUUUGGCCCAUUCCUCCUGACAGAGCUGGUGUAACUGAGUCAGGUUUAUAUGUCUCCUUUCUUUUUUCAGUUUUACCUACAUUUUUCUAUAGACUGAGGACAGGGCUUUGUGGUGGCCACUCCAAUACCUUGACUUUGUUGUCCUUAAGCCAUUUUGCCACAACUUUGGAAGUAUGCUUGGGGUCAUUGUUCAUUUGGAAGACCCAUUUGCGACCAAGCUUUAACUUUCUGACUGAUGUCUUGAGAUGUUGCUUCAAUAUAUCCACAUAAUUAUAUAUCCAAAAAUUACUUGUGUCUUGCACAAAGUAGAUGUCCUAACCGACUUGCCAAAACUAUAGUUUGUUAACAAGAAAUGUGUGGAGUGGUUGAAAAAUGAGUUUUAAUGACACCAACCUAAGUGUAUGUAAACUUCCGACUUCAACUGUAUUUAAUCCCUUAUUUUUGGCACUAAUCCAGUCUCUAUACUUCCAUUAAUUUUUUUCAACUGGUACCGAGGGACCUUCAGACAAGUCUUGUGAGGCCUGUGGGCGUCCUAUAGCAAAACAACCCACAUGUUCGUGAGAGUCUCACCCUUACACAGAGGGGUCAUAUUAGAGUGUAGCCCAAACGGUUUGCACGCUGCAGGCAGUUGGCAGAUCGGCUGUACCAACUUCAGAUGAGUCCCAAGACACUUGUGGGGGGUCGUAGAGCAAAACGGAGAACACCGCGUUCGUUAGUCGUCUUUCCAUAGAGGGGUCAUCAUAAUUUGUAGGCUAAACCGUUCGGACGCUACAGACAAUUUUGUGAGAAGACAUAUUUUUGGGAUGUCUCAUGGUCUGACAAACACCGCUCUAGCUCUGCCACCUGUCACCGCAGAUGCGAAAGUGUUACAUAGGUGAAUGCGGUGGAUUGAAACGCAUCCAAUGCCCCCCAGAAAAACUCUAGAUUAAAUUUAUGGAUUUUUAUGGUAAUUUUUGCUAAUUCGAUUUCAGCGGGGCGCGGACAUCGACCUUAGACUUUUAGAGGUUAACCCCCUCUCUCUCUUCAUCACACCUUCUCUCUCUCCUCUCUCUGUCUCUCUGUCCCCCUCCCUUCCAUCCCUCUCUCUCCUCCAGGGGGCUGUGGAGCCGAUGCAGAUCGAUGCUGACCCCCAGGAAGACCAGCAGAAUGCUCCAGACAUCAACUAUGUGGUGGAAAACCCCACACUGGUACAUUACUAUAGCACUAAGCUAGCCCUAGCACUGGUACAUUACUAUAGCACUAAGCUAGCCCUAGCACUGGUAAUUACUAUAGCACUAAGCUAGCCCUAGCACUGGUACAUUACUAUAGCACUAAGCUAGCCCUAGCACUGGUACAUUACUAUAGCACUAAGCUAGCCCUAGCACUGGUACAUUACUAUAGCACUAAGCUAGCCCUAGCACUGGUACAUUACUAUAGCACUAAGCUAGCCCUAGCACUGGUACUUACUAUAGCACUAGCUAGCACUGGUACAUUACUAUAGCACUAGCUACCCAGCACUGGUACAUUACUAUAGCACUAAGCUACCUAGACUGGUAUUACUAUAGCACUAAGCUGCCCUAGCACUGGUACAUUACUAUAGCACUAAGCUAGCCGCACUGGUACAUUACUAUAGCACUAAGCUAGCCCUAGCACUGGUACAUACUAUAGCACUAAGCUAGCCCUAGCACUGGUACAUUACUAUAGCACUAAGCUAGCCCUAGCACUGGUACAUUACUAUAGCACUAAGCUAGCACUGGUACAUUACUAUAGCACUAAGCUAGCCCUAGCACUGGUACAUUACUAUAGCACUAAGCUAGCCCUAGCACUGGUACAUUACUAUAGCACUAAGCAAAGUCCUAGCACUGGUACAUUACUAUAGCACUAAGCUAGCCCUAGCACUGGUACAUUACUAUAGCACUAAGCUAGCCCUAGCACUGGUACAUUACUAUAGCACUAAGCUAGCCCUAGCACUGGUACAUUACUAUAGCACUAAGCUAGCCCUAGCACUGGUACAUUACUAUAGCACUAAGCUAGCCCUAGCACUGGUACAUUACUAUAGCACUAAGCUAGCCUAGCACUGGUACAUUACUAUAGCACUAAGCUAGCCCUAGCACUGGUAAACAUUACUAUAGCACUAAGCUAGCCCAGCACUGGUAACAUUACUAAGCAAACUAACUAGCCCUACGCACUCCGUACAUUACUAUAGCACUAAGCGUAGCCCUAGCACUGGUACAUUACAGAAUAGCACUAAGCUAGGCCCUAGCCUGGUACAUUACUUAAAGCACUAAGCUAGCCCUAAGCAACUGGUAAUUACUAUAGCACUAAGCUAGCCCUAGAGCACUGGUACAAUUACUAUAGCAACUAAGCUAGCCUAGCACGGGUACAUUACUAUAGCACUAAGCUAUCACUGGUACAUUACUAUAGCACUAAGCUAGCCCUAGCACUGGUACAUUACUAUAAAGCACUAAGCUAGCCCCUAGCACUGGUAACAUUAGACUUAAUAGCACUAAGACUAGCCCUAGCACUGGUACAUUACUAUAAGCACUAAGCCUAGCACUGGUACCAUUACCACAAAAAAAAUUAAUAGCACUAAGCUAGCCCUAGCACUGGUACAUUACUAUAGCACUAAGCUAGCCCUAGCACUGGUACAUUACUAUAGCACUAAGCUAGUCCUAGCACUGGUACAUUACUAUAGCACUAAGCUAGCCCUAGCACUGGUACAUUACUAUAGCACUAAGCUAGCCCUAGCACUGGUACAUUACUAUAGCACUAAGCUAGCCCUAGCACUGGUACAUUACUAUAGCACUAAGCUAGCACUGGUACAUUACUAUAGCACUAAGCUAGCCCUAGCACUGGUACAUUACUAUAGCACUAAGCUAGCCCUAGCACUGGUACAUUACUAUAGCAUCAAUUAAACUAGCCCUAGCACUGGUACAUUACUAUAGCACUAAGCUAGCCCUAGCACUGGUACAUUACUAUAGCACUAAGCUAGCCCUAGCACUGGUACAUUACUAUAGCACUAAGCUAGCCCUAGCACUGGUACAUUACUAUACUAGCACCUCAUGGUAGUCCCUAAGCACUUGGUACAUUACUAUAGCACUAAGCUAGCCCUAGCACUGGUACAUUACUAUAGCACUAAGCUAGCACUGGUACAUUACUAUAGCACUAAGCUAGCACUGGUACGCUGAGCUGAGUCUUACGUAGCUGUGUGUUUGUAGUUCUACUUCUAGAUUCUUCUAGAUUCUAUGCUGAUCACUGAAUUAAAUGAAGUCAGUCUGUCAAAUGGUGGUCUGCUUCCUUCAUGUUUUCUUCACACCGUUUUCUCUCUCUCUCUCUUUCUUUUGUCUCUCUUUCUGUCGCUCUCUCUGUGUCUAUCCCCCCCCCCCCCCUCCCCUCACUGCUUUCUCUCUCUCUCUCUUUCAUCUGUCCCCGUCUCCCUCUCUAGGACCUGGAGCAGUUUGCGUCCAGCUACAGUGGUCUGAUGCGUAUUGAGAGACUGCAGUUCAUAGCAGAACACUGUCCCCAGCUCCGUGCCGAGGCCCUGAAGAUGGCGCUGUCCUUCGUCCAGAGGACCUUCAACGUAGACGUGUACGAGGAGAUCCACCGCAGACUCACCGACGCCACACGGUGAGGAGGAGGAGGAGUGUGAGAUUGAAGUGGAGCCUAUAUAAGGUACAAAAGUAUCUGUGGGUUCAGUGAGGAGUAUUAUUGUGUGUGUUGUGAGCUUGUCUUCGUAUGUGUGUGUGUGUAUCUGUGUGUGACCCUGCGUGUGUGUGUACGACACUUCCAUCUCUGUAUAUUCCCAGACAGGUGCAGGGUGUCCCUGACGCGGUGCCUGAAGGGCCGGUGGCGCCCCCUCUCCUGGACACAGCCUGGGCAGAGAGCACCAGGAAAAAGGCCCUGCUCAAACUGGAGAAGCUGGACACUGACCUCAAGAACUACAAGGGAAACUCUAUCAAAGAGAGCAUCAGGUAACCAGCUCUGGGGGAAACUCAAGUAGACAUUGUUUUCACUGUUACAUGGGUCACAAGCAGUGGAGAUGGAACUCGGACAACAUGCAUGGCUAGAACCUAUGAAAUCUGCUGGGUUUACAUCCAUUCCAAUGCUUUUAACUGCAUGAGAGGGAGUGUGCAAGACAAGUGCACACUUAGGGAUAAGGGUGGACAAUGUGGACACAGCCAGUGGUAUGGGGGAGGAAGGGCCUCAAAACCCAAAUGGAACCAGUCCACUACUCAACAGGUUUUAUCUCACUGAUUCCUCCCUCUCCUCCCUCUGUUCAGACGGGGUCAUGAUGACCUAGGGGACCACUAUUUAGACUGUGGAGAUCUUAGCAACGCCCUCAAGUGCUACAGUCGAGCCCGAGACUACUGCACUAGCGCCAAGCAUGUCAUCAACAUGUGCCUUAACGUCAUCAAGGUACUAUGACCUCAUCAACAUGCGCCUCCUUACAUUUACAUUUUAGUCAUUUGGCAGACGCUCUUAUCCAGAGCGACUUACAGUUAGUGAGUGCAUACAUUUUCAUACUGGCCCCCCGUGGGAAACGAACCCACAACCCUGGCGUUGCAAGCGCCAUGCUCUACCAACUGAGCUACAGGGGCCUCCUAAAUGAAUGUUUAUGAAUGUCAUGUCAACUUUUAUAGAUGUCAAUAUUUUGUCAUCAAGUUCUGUCAAUUUGACUUGGUCAAAUCUAUAAACGUGUAUUGUCUGACCUAACAUCCCUGGAAGGUUUCUCAAACCUUUUCUCUCUCUCUCUAGGUUAGCGUUUACCUCCAGAACUGGUCCCAUGUACAUAGCUACGUCAGCAAGGCAGAAUCCACUCCGGAGAUAGCUGAGGUUAGCAUCGAAUGACUGAAAUAGAACCUUUACAUCAUAGCUCCCUAGUGAGAGAAACUCAAGCAGUAUGGGAAUUUAUUCAACAGAUGUUCUCCUUUUAUAUUCCCUUAUGUGUACAGUAGAGCAUAAUAUAACCUUCACACUGUCAUCAUGGUCACCUGAAAGAAAAUCACUGACUUACCUCGGCUUGCUUGUUUCUUCUAGCAACGAGGAGAGCGAGACAGUCAGAACCAAUCUGUCCUCACCAAACUAAAAUGUGCUGCGGGUAAGACGUCAUACUAUCCUAGGAUUAUACUGUCAGGAGGACCACUGAAGUCUGCAUGUUUCUCUUGUCAGCUGAAAUUGCUUUUUUUAGACCUGCAUUAGGUAAUAAAACCUAUUCUUAAAUUGUGAGUUGCGCUUUCAAAUGUUUCUCUUGUCGUCGUCCCCCCCCCCCCCCAGGUUUGGCAGAGCUGGCCUCUAGAAAGUACAAACCGGCCGCCAAGUGCUUCCUCCAGGCUUCGUUUGACCACUGCGACUUCCCAGAGGUCAGAUAUCAAUAUACCCCGCUACCUCUGACCCCAACUAAACUAACUUGACCCCAACCCCAACUCCUCUGACCACCCCCAACUCCACUCCAUAAUAAUGGUAUGGUACCUUCACCAUAUCUGAUCUGAGCCAUGAUGUUGCUGUGUACAGUCGUGGUCAAAGGUUUUGAGAAUGACACAAAUAAUUAAUUUUCGCAAAGUCUGCUGCCUCAGUUUUUAUGAUGGCAAUUUGCAUAUACUCCAGAAUGUUAUGAAGAGUGAUCAGAUGAAUUGCAAAGUCCCUCUUUGCCAUGAAAAUGAACUUGAUCCUGCUAAAUGACGUAAACGUAAACGUUAAUCCCCAAAAAACUUUUCCACUGCAUUUCAGCCCUGCCACAAAAGGACCAGCUGACAUCAUGUCAGUGAUUCUCUCGUUAACACAGGUGAGAGUGUUGACGAGGACAAGGCUGGAGAUCACUCUGUCAUGCUGAUUAAGUUAGAAUAACAGACUGGAAGCUUUAAAAGGAGGGUGGUGCUUGAAAUCAUUGUUCUUCCUCUGUUAACCAUAGUUACCUGCAAGGAAACACGUGCCGUCAUCAUUGCUUUGCACAAAAAGGGCUUCACAGGCAAGGAUAUUGCUGCUAGUAAGAUUGCACCUAAAUCAACCAUUUAUCGGAUCAUCAAGAACUUCAAGGAGAGAGGUUCAAUUGUUGUGAAGAAGGCUUCAGGGCGCCCAAGAAAGUCCAGCAAGCGCCAGGACCGUCUCCUAAAGUUGAUUCAGCUGCGGGAUCAGGGCACCACCAGUGCAGAGCUUGCUCAGGAAUGGCAGCAUGCAGGUGUGAGUGCAUCUGCACGCACAGUGAGGCAAAGACUUUUGGAGGAUGGCCUGGUGUCAAGAAGGGCAGCGAGGAAGCCACUUCUCUCCAGGAAAAACAUCAGGAACAGACUGAUAUUCUGCAAAAGGUACAGGGAUUGGACUGCUGAGGACUGGGGUAAAGUCAUUUUCUCUGAUGAAUCCCCUUUCCGAUUGUUUGGGGCAUCCGGAAAAAAGCUUGUCCGGAGAAGACAAGGUGAGCGCUACCUUCAGUCCUGUGUCAUGCCAACAGUAAAGCAUCCUGAGACCAUUCAUGUGUGGGGUUGCUUCUCAGCCAAGGGAGUGGGCUCACUCACAAUUUUGCCUAAGAACACAGCCAUGAAUAAAGAAUGGUACCAACACAUCCUCUGAGAGCAACUUCUAGCAACCAUCCAAGAACAGUUUGGUGACGAACAAGGCCUUUUCCAGCAUGAUGGAGCACCUUGCCAUAAGGCAAAAGUGAUAACUAAGUGGCUCGGGGAACAAAACAUCGAAAUUUUGGGUCCAUGGCCAGGAAAUUCCCCAGACCUUAAUCCCAUUGAGAACUUGUGGUCAAUCCUCAAGAGGUGGGUGGACAAACAAAAACCCACAAAUUCUGACAAACUCCAAGCAUUGAUUAUGCAAGAAUGGGCUGCCAUCAGUCAGGAUGUGGCCCAGAAGUUAAUUGACAGCAUGCCAGGGUGGAUUGCAGAGGUCUUGAAAAAGAAGGGUCAACACUGCAAAUAUUGACUCUUUGCAUAAACUUAAUGUAAUUGUCAAUAAAAGCCUUUGACACUUAUGGAAUGCUUGUAAUUAUACUUCAGUAUACCAUAGUAACAUCUGACAAAAAUAUCUAAAAACACUGAAGCAGCAAACUUUUUUGACCAGACUGUACAUGUCAUGUUUUUAGUUUUAUUUGGAUUUAGGAGUUUUAUUAUUGGUGUUAUAAAAUGUUGUGGGUCCCCUCUCCCCCAGCUCCUGUCCCCCAGUAAUGUAGCGGUGUACGGGGGGAUGUGUGCCCUGGCCACCUUCGACAGACAGGAACUACAGAAGAACAUAAUCUCCAGCAGGUAGGCUCCCUACGCAGUGCGCACUGGACUUAGUAGUACCCUCGUAAGAAGUGCACUUCAGGUAACCGCUAACUCUGUUAAAGAGCAAUGUGCUUCAUUGGUCUCUCCAUCAAGUGGAACUGUUAUGGAGAGUAACAGCUUGUUUGGGUGAUGAGUGAUUUCAGUACAUAUUGAAAUGUCAACCCCUGUUUUCCCUCUCUCUCUCUCUCUCUCUUCUCUAGUUCCUUUAAGUUGUUUCUAGAGUUGGAGCCCCAGGUGCGUGACAUAAUCUUCAAGUUUUACGAAUCGAAGUACGCCUCCUGUCUGAAACUACUGGACGAGAUGAAGGUAAGGAAGAAAGCCUGUAACUGUCCAUAUAAAACUGUUAACUAGAUGACGUUUAAGGAAGAAAACAUGUUUAUAUGGACAGUUACAGGCUAACUAGAUGACGUUAAGGAAGAAAACCGUUUUAUAUGGACAGUUACAGGCUAAUUGCAAAAUCUGAAUGAGAAACUCUUUAUAUUGCCACUCAGUAAUGUUGAUUGAAUUAGUCUUGGUGUUGGUCAGAAACAACAGGGAUUUGAGUGUGCACCUAACACCAAUUCCCUCUCGUCCUCUCUCCUUCUCUCUCGUCCUCUCUCCUUCUCCUCUCGUCCUCUCUCCUCCUCCUCUCGUCCUCUCUCCUCCUCCUCUCUCUCGUCCUCUCUCCUCCUCCUCCUCUCGUCCUCUCCUCUCUCCUCCUCUCUCGUCCUCCUCGUCCUCUUCCUCCUCCCCUCGUCCCUCUCUCUCCUCUCCUCCUCUCGUCCUCCUCCUCGUCUCUCUCCUCCUCCUCCUCCCUCUUCCUCCUCCUCCCUCUCCUCCCCUCUUCCUCUCUCCUCCUCCUUCUCUCUCCCUCGUCUCUCUCUCCUCCUCCUUCUCCUCUCCCUCGCUCCUCUUCCGUCCUCCUCGUCCUCUCUCCUCCUCCUCUCCUCUCUCCUCCUCCUUCUCCUCCCGUCUCCUCCUUCUCUCUGUCCUCUCUCCUCCCUCUCUCCUCCUCUCCUCCCUUCCUCUCCUCUCUCUCCUCUCUCUCUCUCUCCUCUCUCUCUCCCUCUCUCUUCUCCGUCCUCCCUCUUCCUCUCUCGUCUUCCUCUCUCCUCCUCUCUCCUCCUCCUCUCCUCCCUCUCCUCUCCUCUCCUCUUCCUCCUCUCCUCUCCUCUCCUCUCUCCUCCUCCCUCCUCCUGCCUCCUUGCCUCCCUCUCCUCCUCCUCCUCGCUCAGCUCCUUUCUCCUCCUUUCUUUCCUCUUCCUCCUCCCCUCCUUCUCCUCGUAAUCCCUUCUUAGUCCUCCGUCAUUCUACCUACGUGCACCUCUACAACCUCUUGUAGACUUAAGUCACUUUGCAGUGUUGUGGAAGUUUUACAUCUGGAUUCCUUUCCCUCAUAUCCCUACAUCACCUGUGUUCUGAGUCAGUACUUCAGCCCAAGUUGUUAACCUGUGUUCUGAGUCAGUACUUCAGCCCAUGUUGUUAACCUGUGUUCUGAGUCAGUACUUCAGCCCAAGUUGUUAACCUGGUGUGUGUGUGUGUGUGUGUGUGUGUGUGUGUGUGUGUGUCAGUACUUCAGCCCGUAUGUGUCUGCAGACAUGACUAAGAUGUCCCAGUCCUUCAACACCACAGUGUUAGCUCUGGAGGAUGAACUGACCCAGCUCAUACUGGAGGGACUCAUCAACGCACGUAUAGACUCACACAGCAAGGUAACACACACACACACGUAUAGACUCACACAGCAAGGUAACACACACACACACACACACGUAUAGACUCACACAGCAAGGUAACACACACACACACACCACACACACACACACACGUAUAGACUCACACAGCAAGGUAACACACACACACACAUAUACACUCACACAGCAAGGUAACACACACACACACACACACACACACACACACGUAUAGACUCACACAGCAAGGUAACACACACACAUAUAGACUCACACAGCAAGGUAACACACACACACACAGCAAGGUAACACACACACACACAGCAAGGUAACACACACACACACAGCAAGGUAACACACACACACAGCAAGGUAACACACACACGUAUAGACUCACACAGCAAGGUAACACACACACACAGCAAGGUAACACACACACACAGCAAGGUAACACACACACGUAUAGACUCACACAGCAAGGUAACACACACACACACAGCAAGGUAACACACACACACAGCAAGGUAACACACACACGUAUAGACUCACACAGCAAGGUAACACACACUCACACAGCAAGGUAACACACACACACAGCAAGGUAACACACACACACACAGCAAGGUAACACACUCACACAGCAAGGUAACACACACACACACAGCAAGGUAACACACUCACAGCAAGGUAACACACACACAUAUAGACUCACACAGCAAGGUAACACACACACGUAUAGACUCACACAGCAAGGUAACACACACACACACAGCAAGGUAACACACUCACACAGCAAGGUAACACACACACACAGCAAGGUAACACACUCACAGCAAGGUAACACACUCACACAGCAAGGUAACACACACACACAGCAAGGUAACACACUCACAGCAAGGUAACACACACACAUAUAGACUCACACAGCAAGGUAACACACACACGUAUAGACUCACACAGCAAGGUAACACACACACGUAUAGACUCACACAGCAAGGUAACACAAACUAGCCAUAGACUAGUCUCUCUCUACACAUCAACUAUCACUACAGGCACACACACAUCAGUCUCUCUCCACUUCCAGUAUGAGUGAGUAACUUCCUGUUUCCUGUAUGUGUGUGAUGUCAGAUCCUGUAUGCGAGGGACGUGGACCAGAGGGGCCAUACGUUUCAGAAGUCUGUCCACAUGGGCAAGGAGUUCCAGAGACGAGCCAAAGCCAUGAUCCUCAGAGCUGCCGUGCUACGCAACCAGAUACACGUCAAGGUAACAGAACCCCUCUUGAUGCUAGUCACAGCUGUUACUAUAUGACCCUAGUCUAGACUAUUGAGAUGGGUCUAGGGACGGUUUCCCAGACACAAAUUAAGCCACAUUAAAUCCUGAAUAAAAGCAUUCGCAGUGGAUAUUCUUCACUGAAGUUUUUUUAGUCCAGGACGAGGUUUGAUCUAUGUCUGGGAAAGCGGCCCCUGGGGAGCGCUUUCCUCUUUAUCCCUCUGUAUGGAAAACCUUGGAUAGUUCACCUGUAGUGUGUUUGAUUUGGAACAUGUUGUCAGUGCUUUUCUUGCUUUUGUCAAAACUUUCAUUUAUCAAGUGAUGUAUUUCAAGAGCUUAGAUGGUACGGUGGUGUCCCAUCGUUUGAAUCAACCUGUGCCCCCUCUUGAGACAACGUAUCCCCCUCUCUCAGCGUUUCACCGUUAAGUCUACAUCUGUUCUCUUCCCUCUUUAGUCCCCUCCUAGAGAAGGCAGCCAGGGGGAGCUGACAACAGCCAACAGCCAAACAACCCGGAUGAGCAGCACCAUGUGAGAGGGACAUCCCAUCAUUACACCAUCGCUGUCUGGCAUGGCACUCCGCUCCCUGUAUAGUGCACUACCCCUUAUGGGCCGUGGUCAAAAGUAGUGCACUA